AUGUCCAAUGUUGCGACCAUUACUAAAGCCGCUCAGCCUGAUAUUCAGUAUCAUCCUGACUAUGUGAAAUAUCAAGAGCGCACACACCGUCGCAGGGAGACGGAGUCGCUCCAACCUAGUGUCCCGGCAGGAUUUCCUCAGAAAUUAACUUCUCCACUUGUCUGGGAAGGAAAGGAUAUCGAGAAAAGGACCGACUGGAUAUACCAGCUGAGCGAUUCGCAACUGGAUGAGAUUGAUGGUGCCUUGCAGGGGUUUAAAGCCCUCAACAAGCCACUGGGAUACAUAAAUGAGUCGACCUUCCCACUCCCCAACGUCGGGCCAGUCCUGAGGGGCCUCUCAAAGGAACUUCACAAUGGCCGAGGAUUUUUCGUUCUUCGAGGCCUGCGUAUUGAUGAAUACUCACGAGAGGAUAAUAUUAUUAUCUAUACUGGGGUGUCUUCCUAUAUCGGAAGAAUUCGCGGUCGCCAGCAGGAUACACGGCUUCAAAAUGGGACAUCCCCGAUGAUCUCGCACAUCAAAGAUAUCACGAGCACCGUAGACAGAGAAAAGAUCGGAGCACCUUCCAAUACGGCUGAUAAACAGGUCUUCCAUACGGAUGCCGGAGACAUCAUCUCUCUCCUUUGCCUCAGUCCUGCCGCUGAAGGAGGCGAGAGCUAUAUUUCAAGCAGCUGGAACGUUUACAACAUUCUCGCGAAAGAGAGACCCGAUUUGAUCCAUACGCUUUCCCAAGACUGGCCGGUUGAUGGGUUCAAUAAUCCCAAGAAGCCCUAUACUCUCCGUCCUCUUCUGUAUCACCAACCUGCGACCGCAACCAGUCCUGAGCGCGUGCUCAUUCAGUAUGCCCGGCGAUACUUUACAGGAUUCCUCGCCCAGCCUCGGUCCGCCGAUAUCCCUCCUAUCAGUGAAGCCCAGGCCGAGGCGCUGGAUGCCUUGCAUUUCCUGGCUGAGAAACACAGUGCUUCCCUAGACUUCCAGAAAGGCGACGUUCAAUAUGUCAAUAACCUGAGCAUUUUUCAUGCGCGGAAUGGAUUCAGAGAUGGCCCUGGCAGAGAGCGUCAUCUGCUCCGUCUCUGGCUCCGAGAUCCUGAGAAUGCCUGGGCGACACCCGAGCCUCUUCAGUACCGCUGGGACACCGUGUACAAAGAUAUCACCGAGGAUGAGCAAGCCUUUCCUCUGGAGCCAGCUCUGCGAAAGAAUGUUGGCUCUUGA
Molecule: messenger RNA, 1209 nt
Organism: Penicillium canariense
Lineage: Eukaryota; Fungi; Ascomycota; Eurotiomycetes; Eurotiales; Aspergillaceae
Product: TauD/TfdA family dioxygenase
Exons: 4
Coding region: 1-1209 (402 amino acids)
Molecular function (GO): oxidoreductase activity
Source: RefSeq, a predicted model, not a curated record